CCGCCACCGGGAGACAAAAGACAAGCCUGCCAGAAGGUUACGUUCAGUAUGUUGGAAAUUUACAACGAGCAGAUAAGAGACUUGCUGUCUAGAACCAAGAAACCUGGGGGACUAAAAGUGAGGGAAGAUCAACAGCUGGGCUUUUAUGUGGAUGGCCUGAAGUCGGUGCCCUGUGAGAACUAUGCACAGAUUGAAAGACUGAUGGAACAAGGGACCAAAGUAAGGACCACAGCAUCGACCAACAUGAAUGCCAGCAGCAGCCGGUCUCACAUGGUUGUCACCAUUCAGUUCAAGCAGGUUUUCCUAGACAGACACCUCACCAAGCAGUCCAGUAUUAAUUUGGUGGAUUUAGCAGGAAGUGAAAGGCAGAAAUCUUCAGGAUCUGAAGGAGACAGACUGAGGGAAGGAUCACGAGUUAACUUAAGCUUAACCAAUUUAGGAAAUGUUAUCAGUGCCUUGGCUGACGCCGCCAUGGGGAAGAGAGUUUUGCACGUUCCCUACAGAGACUCCGUCCUGACCAAACUUCUCCAGCCAGCUCUGGGCGGAAACAGUAGAACCACUUUGAUCGCAGCCAUAAGCCCGGCUGACCUCUGCUACGAAGAAACUUUGUCCACACUAAGAUACGCGGAAAGGGCUAAAAAGAUCCAGAAUAAAGCUGUGGUCAACACCUCGAUGCUGAUGAGAGAGUCAAAGGCAGAGAACAGCAAAGCACUGCUUGCACACGGAAAUUCCAGGACGGCAGAGUGGCCGCCCUGUCUGCUGGCCGAACAGGGUCCCAGGCCGCAGACAGGCCAGCCGACCUGGGCACGCCAGCUGCAGCAGGCUCGGGAAGAGUGGCAGCAGCGGUACCUGGCCAUCGCCCAGGAGCGGGAGAUGACCGAGACCUUCCCUCACCUCCUCAACGUCAACGAGGACCCGCAGCUCACGGGCGUUCUCAAGUUCUUCAUUCAGACUGGCUCAUGUGACGCUGGUCGCGCUCCAUCGAAUGCCAUCCUUCUUCAGGGCUUGGGAAUUUCAGAUAAACACGCUUCCUUCACCAAUCUGGAUGGGACAGUGAUGGUCACACCACACGGCGAAUGCAAAGUUGUUGUUAAUGGGGUGCCCAUCGUGGCCAAGACCAAGCUGCAGCACCUGGACCGCCUUAUCUUGGGAUCCAACAGCGCCUACCUCUACAUUGGGUUUCCUGCAGAGCGAGGCAGUGAAGACUUGAGCAGGUUUGACUAUGACUUCUUCCAGCUGGAGAGAGCGGCUGCAGAGGGAGUGAGCGUGGACAAGCUUGGGGCCGCGGGCCGCGGGGACGGGAACGCAGACCCCAGCGUGCUGGCUGUGUUCCAGGACUAUGUCAAACUGAUGCCGCUGGUGGCGGAAGCGAAUCAAAUGGGCGAAGAGCUGGACAAGGGACUCAGAAUGGAGCUGAAGGUGAAGAAUUUAGCGUCUUCAGACUCCAGGGGCUACGACCUACAGAAAGAGGUCAUGGUGAAGGUGACGCACCAAAGGACUCAUGAGGUGUGGAUCUGGUCGAAAGCCAAGUUUAUCAAUAGGAAAUUCCUAAUGGAGGAGCUUUACCAGCGCUUCCUGGAGGGGGAAGCCAGCCACGUGGCUCGGGAAGAUGACCCUUUCUGGGACCCCGUCGAGGCCGUGCACCUGGGCUCGGCUCACGUGUGGCUCCAGCCCCUCGCCUACUGCAUGAGGCUCGAGGAGCAGGUGGACUUCCUCAGCUGCGACGGGACGGAGGAGGCCGUGCUGCACGUCCACGUGACGCCCUGCUCCCCGGGGGGACAAGCAUGUGGUGACGAGGAUGUGGUUAUGGACCCUUUGGAGCUGCUGGGCAAGAGGAUGGAUUUCCAGAUUGGCCUCGUGCGGUGUCUCGGCAUCAAGUGGCUCAAGGAGCGCGCCGAGCGAGGCGUCCAGAUGGGGUACAGAAUUUAUGAUCUUUCAAGCACUUUCUAUACCAAGCCUGUAUGGAAAACUGUGAAUCCUCAAAUAGAAGAAACUGUCCAAUUUACAGCCUUAAAUGCAUCUCAGGAGUUUCUGAACUAUUUACAAACAAACGCUCUCGUUGUCGAGUUAUGGGGUCUGCAAGAAGGCUGUGCCCAACUGAGCUCCUCUCAGCCAGAUGUCAUGGUCACAAGUGAAGGCCACAUCAUGGUGGACACCAAGAAAAUUUCCACAGUGAUGGAUACAAGCCAGACCACCUCAAAUCAGAUAUCAGAACUUUAUAUGAAGUUGCUCAAGUUAGAACAGGAGACGGAACUGCUCAGAAACGUUAACAGAGCCUUGAGAGAGGAAAAUGUGCUGCUCAAACACUCACUCGAGAAAGUUGCUUCUGCCAAACCAGCACUUAAGCCAUCAGAUACCCUGAAGGUCCCUCCAACGCCAGCACAGCUGCCCGCAGCCAGGGACAGUCCUCACGUGUCUGCCCAGCGAGCCGGCUCGGACAGGGAGCUGGCCAUGGCCCUGAAGGUCUUCUACCAAAGCAUGAACGCGGCGAGAGGACAGUUUCUCAGACUGAGACAUUAUAAACCUCCCGAUGACGAUGGAUUGCUCCGACCGUUUGUGCACCAACAGUCGCAAAGGCUAAAGGACUUCGGGGAGCUGCUGGAAUCCAGCUUGUGGAGACUGAAAAGCGAUGUUGCUCGCAUAGUGAGAGAGAAGAGAGCGGGCUUGCUGCACCCCGGCUAGCGUGGGCCGCUGACCCAGAGCACCUGCGCUGCGCCUGCCGCUCGCUGGGGCGGCCUGGGAGCUUGAUGAACUUGGCCCUCUGCUGAGCUGGGCACUCAACAUACCCAACCCAUUUCUCAGACAGUUUCUGGCCUUCAGUUUGAUUCCAAAUCCUGUAAAAACGAACCCCGGGUGAAGGUGAGCUGGGAACGGGCCUGUCUCCAGCUGAAUCCUGUUCAAUCAGUCACUUCCCCACUGCAGCUGGAGGCAAGUGCCUUCCCCUCGAUAAGCCUCUCAUUCCCUAAUAUAGACGAAGGACAACAGUAGUGACUGGGGGUGGUUAACGAGCAUGACAAAUACAGGGGCGCCUGGGGGGCUCCUUGGUCAGGCGUCUGCA
This is a messenger RNA of Mustela erminea (ermine), 3058 nucleotides long. Its product is annotated as kinesin-like protein KIF28P. Bases 49 to 2682 code for a protein of 877 amino acids. Gene Ontology annotation, molecular function: ATP hydrolysis activity; ATP binding; microtubule motor activity. Gene Ontology annotation, biological process: cytoskeleton-dependent intracellular transport; microtubule-based movement. NCBI's taxonomy places the organism in Eukaryota, Metazoa, Chordata, Mammalia, Carnivora, Mustelidae. Gene Ontology annotation, cellular component: microtubule; kinesin complex. The record is from RefSeq and is a predicted model, not a curated record. The transcript has 21 exons.